Molecule: messenger RNA, 1503 nt
Organism: Alternaria atra
Lineage: Eukaryota; Fungi; Ascomycota; Dothideomycetes; Pleosporales; Pleosporaceae
Exons: 3
Coding region: 1-1503 (500 amino acids)
Biological process (GO): transmembrane transport
Cellular component (GO): membrane
Molecular function (GO): transmembrane transporter activity
Source: RefSeq, a predicted model, not a curated record
AUGGCUGAGAAACAUGCGACCACAGCAGAUGCGCACGACAUGCAUCGUAUGGGAAAAACGCAGGAAACGCGACGAAAUUUUCGUUCUAUCACCAUUUUGGGAUUCUGCAUAGUCCUCCUGUCGACAUGGGAGACUAUCCUGGCUACGUCUGUCUUCGCGCUGGCUAACGGUGGAACUGCCGGCCUUAUUUGGGGAUAUUUCAUCGUCAUGGUCGGGUUCGGUUUUGUGGUCGCUUCUCUAGCUGAGAUGGCAUCUAUGGCGCCCACGGCUGGCGGCCAGUACCACUGGGUUUCCGAAUUCGCGCCACCAAGCUGCCAGAGAUUCCUCAGCUAUUUGGUCGGCUGGCUCGGUGUUCUAGGUUGGCAGACCGGCGCAGCGACCGUGUCUUAUCUGUCCGGCAAGCAGAUACAAGGCCUUAUUAUCUUGAACAAUCCGUCAUAUAUACCAAAGGCCUGGCACGGCACACUUCUGAUAUGGGCUGUCCUGGCGGUAUGCUUGAUCUUCAACACAUUCCUCUCUCGACACCUACCAUUGGUAGAGGGUGGCGUUGUCAUACUCCACGUUGCUGGGUUCUUCGCGGUUGUGAUACCAUUGUGGGUCAUGAGUGAUAGGAGUCACUCGUCCAGCGACGUCUUCACGCUCUUCCAGGACAAUAUGAUGUGGGGUAAUCUUCAGCUUGCGGUCAUUCUUGGCCUUACAAGCGCUACCAGUACAUUCGUCGGCGUUGAAGCCGGUGCACACAUGGCAGAAGAAGUACGCGACGCUGCUCAUGUCAUUCCGCGCGCUAUGAUGUGGACAUGGCUGGGUAAUGGGCUUCUCGGAUGGAUCAUGGCCAUCACCUUCUGCUUCUGUGUGACCGAUACAGUCUCUGUACUCACGACACCGCUUGGUACGCCUUUCAUUCAGGUGUUCGUGGAUACGACCAAGUCAGUUGGAGGCGCGACCGCGCUUACGGUCUUGAUGUUGGUCAUCGCUAUCUUCGCCUGCGUUGCAGUCGUUGCAACAAGUUCACGUCAGGUAUUCGCUUUCGCCCGUGAUAAUGGCAUCCCGUUUGGGCAUGUUUUCAGCAAGGUUUCACCCAAGCGGGAAGUACCGGUCAACUCGGCCUACAUAACUCUGGCUUUCAUCGUGAUCCUCUCAUGUAUCAACCUUGGCUCCACUGUCGCCUUUAUGCAGGUCAUCUCCCUUGGUGUCGCUUCCAUGCUGACAUCUUACUUGAUCACAAUUUCGUGCGUUGCGUUGAAGCGGAUACGAGGCGAACCUCUUCUACCGUCCAAGUUCGACCUGGGAAAGCUGGGAUUGCCGAUCAACAUGAUUGCAGUACUCUUUCUGCUGUUUGCUUGGAUAUUCUGUUUUUUUCCUGUUGGACCCCGACCAACGGUAACAGAUAUGAACUGGGCCGUCUUAGGCUACGGUAUCGUCGUCAUGUUUGCUGUCUUUUACUAUGUUCUUCGCGGUCGACAUACAUAUGUUGGACCAGUCAAGUACGUUCGAAACAUGUAA